AUGGCACUCAUCGUCUGCACGCCGUCCGAGGCAGACGCCCCCGCGAUAUCAGACGUGCACCUCCGGGCCAUGGACGAGAACCUCCUCACGCACGCGCAGUUUCCGAGUCCAGAGGGGUUGCGGUUCUUUCACGGGUGGUUGGCGAGGGACACGGUUGAGCAUUUGAGAGAUGGGGAUGGUGAUAAGGGGGUUUUGGUGGUGAGAGAGGAGGGGGAGGAGGGGACGGGGACGGGGAGGGUUGUGAGUUUUGUGAAGUGGCUCGUUCAUCGGCCUGGGCGUGAUGAUGAGGGGGAUAUGAAGAAGAAGAAGGAGAAGAAGGAGGAUGAGGAGGAGUGGCCGGAUGUUGCGAGGAAAGAGUAUUUGGAUCCUUAUGCGGAGUUGACGGGGAGGGUGAGGGAGGGAGUUUUAGGGAGGGGGACUGCUUAUUAUCGUGACUGGGCCGGACGCGGAGCCGCAACGCUACUUAUCAGAAGAGUCCAGGAGCUCGCUGCGGCGGAGGGGCUACCUAUCGUGCUGGAGGCGACGAUGAACGCUGUUGGGUUUUACGAGAAGAUGGGGUUUGAGGUGCGGGAUGAGUUGUCGAUGGUGUUGCCGAGGAGGGGGGCGGAUGAGCCUACGGAGGUUUAUGAGGAGAGGUGUAUGGUUUGGGUGCCGGGGAGGGGGAUUGUGAUAGGGUAG
Molecule: messenger RNA, 678 nt
Organism: Trichoderma reesei QM6a
Lineage: Eukaryota; Fungi; Ascomycota; Sordariomycetes; Hypocreales; Hypocreaceae
Exons: 2
Coding region: 1-678 (225 amino acids)
Molecular function (GO): acyltransferase activity, transferring groups other than amino-acyl groups
Source: RefSeq, a predicted model, not a curated record